Molecule: messenger RNA, 1785 nt
Organism: Leopardus geoffroyi (Geoffroy's cat)
Lineage: Eukaryota; Metazoa; Chordata; Mammalia; Carnivora; Felidae
Gene: RDH11
Product: retinol dehydrogenase 11
Exons: 8
Coding region: 221-1099 (292 amino acids)
Source: RefSeq, a predicted model, not a curated record
UCUCUCUCCGCUUGUGCAGCCGCAGCAGCCAUCCCGCAAGAUGGUCGGGGUCCUGCUCCUGCUCCUCCUUCUCCCCUUUUUCUUGUACAUCGCUGCACCCAAAAUCAGGCCAUAAAGUGCCAGUUGUGGGCAGAUUGACAUUAAGUGGACCAGUUCUUGCUUGAGGCUGAGUCUUGUGAUUCCCCAAGCCUGUCAAAGAGCUCACACUGAAGCCAGGAAAAUGCUGUCUAGUGGGGUGUGUACAUCAGCUGUCCAGCUUCCUGGGAAGGUGGCUGUGGUCACUGGAGCCAACACAGGCAUCGGAAAAGAGACAGCCAAAGAGCUGGCUCAAAGAGGAGCCCGCGUGUAUUUAGCGUGCCGGGAUAUCCAAAAGGGGGAAUUGGUGGCCAGAGAGAUCCAGACCAUGACAGGGAACCAACAGGUGUUGGUGCGGGAAUUGGACUUGGCUGAUACUAAAUCUAUUCGAGCCUUUGCUAAAGAUUUCUUAGCAGAGGAAAAGCAUCUUCACAUUUUGAUCAACAAUGCAGGAGUGAUGAUGUGUCCCUACUCUAAGACAGCAGAUGGCUUUGAGAUGCACAUGGGAGUCAACCACUUGGGUCACUUCCUCCUGACCCAUCUGUUGCUAGAGAAGCUGAAGGAAUCAGCCCCAUCAAGGGUAGUGAAUGUGUCUUCCCUAGCGCAUCACCUGGGGAGGAUCCACUUCCAUAACCUGCAGGGUGAGAAAUUCUACAAUGCAGGUCUGGCCUACUGUCACAGCAAGUUAGCCAACAUUCUCUUCACCCAGGAACUGGCCCGGAGGCUCAAAGGCUCUGGCGUUACGACAUAUUCUGUACACCCUGGCACAGUCAACUCUGCAUUGGUUCGGCACUCACCUUUCAUGAAGUGGAUGUGGUGGCUUUUCUCCUUCUUCAUCAAGACUCCUAAACAGGGAGCCCAGACCAGCCUGUACUGUGCCAUAACGGAAGGUCUUGAGAUUCUAAAUGGGCAUCAUUUCAGUGACUGCAGUGUGGCGUGGGUCUCUGCCCAGGCUCGGAAUGAGACAAUAGCAAGACGGCUAUGGGAUGUCAGUUGUGACCUGCUGGGCAUCCCCAUGGACUGACAGGUGGUAGCAGUUGGACUCAAGAGAAACCUAUAGCAGACUACUCAGUACUCCCUGCCAAAAUGAUUCUCCUUCAUGGUGACCAAAAUCGUCAGUACAAAGAAAACAAAUCUUCCAGCCUUUCCUGCUUGAUGUCUGACAAAAGCACAGUGUACAUUGCGAGAUUCAUCAAAACACCUUGCAUUUACUCCAGAUUUAGUUUGCCCUUAUUACUGUCAGUUGCAAGAGAUAUCAGACGAUAAGAUCCUCAGAUGACCUGCGAGCUGAUAUCUGCCGUCUGAAACCUACUACCUAGGAGAAUCUUAGCUAUGGCAAGGUCAAUUUAUGGUAGUUUGGAUUAGUUUCUACCCUCUUUGUUCACAAUAUAGUUCCUCCCAACCACCAUCCAACCUUCAUUUCAAGAGGGCCACACUGCAGCCUCAGCCGAACUCUGAGUCACAGUGGCUUGACUCAAGAGCAGGACUCAUCCCUCACCUGUUAAGAAAACCAUCAUAUGCUAACAUCUGAAUUAUUUCCGGAAACUCUUAACUGAAUCUGGAUUAUGGCAUGGCUUUAUCUCUUGACAACCUAAAGCCACUUCUAUUAAAACACUUUCCAAUAUCUAGACCACAGAGAAGAGCUUCCUUUUCUAAGAAGUUGGUGGGGUUUGGAGGAUGGCAGAAAUAAAAAUCAAGCUUAAACUAUCA